This is a messenger RNA of Acromyrmex echinatior (Panamanian leafcutter ant), 487 nucleotides long. RefSeq lists its product as uncharacterized. Lineage: Eukaryota; Metazoa; Arthropoda; Insecta; Hymenoptera; Formicidae. The record is from RefSeq and is a predicted model, not a curated record.
ACGACAACGAUGGUGGAGAAAGACGGCGAUCAUAUAAAUCAGAUUCGUUGAAAACCAUCGAUACAUGGGAUGGACAGGCGCGUGGAGAGACAACUGUAUCGGACGGCAUUGCGCAGACUGCGUUGUCGCGAAACCGUUCAAACCAGCAUCCCGGGGAAAAGGCGGAUCCGCCCGUGGAGUGGAUUCAAAGUGGAAACGGGGCUCCAUUGAAACUGACGUUCAACAAUUGGAUUAUAAAUGGAAGAGAAGAAUCGCGACCAUAGAUGCUGAUACACGCGCGAGGGUGGAUUUCAAAGGAAAAUGUGAUUCUAGGUCGCAAACGAAGAGUGACAAUAUAAACAGACGGCAAACAUCACGAGACGCGCGAUUACUCUCUUUGGAGGAGUUUACAGAUGGGCAAAAUUUGGUCUCAAGUGCACGACGCGUGCAAGAACGUCGUAAAGCUCGCUGCUAUGAGCGUCGACCAUGUUGUGAAGGAUGCACCUAA